AUGCCCCCUCCGCAAACUGUGAAAGAGCUGCAGAGCUUCAUGGGCAAAGUAAACUACAUUCGGCGCUUUAUACCUGGUUUGACCCAGCUUAUCGCUUCAUUUACCCCAUUGCUGAAAAAGGGAGAAAUCUUUGUUUUGACCAUGCCACAACAAGAAGCAUUUCGAAAGAUUCAACAAGUAUUGUCAUCACCGGCUGUUAUGAAAUCUCUCAUAAAAGGGAAGUCGUUGUGCCUCUACACCGCUUCCAGCGAUGAUGUUGUUGGAGCCCUCCUGGCUCAAGAAGACGAUGAGGGGAUUGAACACCCUAUAUACUAUUUUAGUCGUACUUUGAGGGAUGCUGAACUCAGGUAUCCUAAGGCAGAAAAAGCGUGUCUAGCCCUAAUUCAUGCUAUUUGGAAGCUUAGACACUAUUUGCUGUCAAACAAAGUAGUACUCAUAGCCAAAGCAGAUCCCGUUAAGUUUUUCCUCUCAAAGCCAUCCCUUAUGGGUAGGCUGGCCAAAUGGAUGCUCCAAAUGUCGGAGCUUGACAUAACGUGCACUCCUCCACGGUCUAUUAAAGGACAAGCAGUGGCAGAUUUGCUAGCGACAUUCCCGGGAGAAGGUACUACCGCACUACAUGAAGACCUUCCUGGGAAUUUCCAGAAAUCUCUUUUGUCAAAGAAGAAGCAUGGCUAUUGUAUUUCGACGGAUCCUACCCCUAGAAGUAAUAUCGGAGGAGCGGGUGUAGUUAUGGUGUCUCCAACUAGUGAAGUCUUUUCGCAUUCUUUCAAGCUGGACUUUCAGCGCACCAACAACUCAGCAGAAUAUGAAGCUUUCCUCAUAGGAUUGUCACUAGCCAAACGAGCAGGAGCCACAUACCUAGAAGUAAGAAGCGACUCCAAACUACUGGUCAACCAAAUGAAUAGAGUAUACUCACUCAAAGAGGUAACCCUAGCCCCUUAUAGAUCUAAGGCGCAAAAGCUUUUGAACUACUUUGUUAAUGAAACCAUAACCCAUAUUGGCCGCAACAACAAUAAACACGCCGAUUUCCUAGCUACGUUAGCCUCAAAGUUCGAAGGAUUGGAAGAGACUCUAAUAGUGAAGAGACGGACCGUGGCGUCGACAUGGCUUUCACAGGCCAAAGAUACUGAAGUCAAUGACUGGAGAACUCCUAUCAUUCAAGAGCUUAACAGUUCGCUUUCCCAAGGGAAGGUUUUAUCUACUACUUACUACCCUCAAGGGAAUGGGCAAGCCGAAAGAACCAACAAUACUUUGAUUCGAAUUCUUAGUCGAAUAGUGCAUGACAAUCGUAGGACGUGGCACGAACAACUGCCUAUGGCGUUGUGGGCAUACCGGGCGGCACCUAGGAGCUCUACUGGCCUUUCUCCUUAUUCACUUGUCUAUGGUGCCGACGCAAUCCUCCCAGCAGAUAUCAAAAUCCCUCGGCUAGAAUUGCAGCUGCAAGUGGAGUCCAAUGGGAUGAGUCCGAAGCAUCGAUCUCUAGAAUAG
This is a messenger RNA of Papaver somniferum (opium poppy), 1488 nucleotides long. RefSeq lists its product as uncharacterized. Bases 1 to 1488 code for a protein of 495 amino acids. The record is from RefSeq and is a predicted model, not a curated record. NCBI's taxonomy places the organism in Eukaryota, Viridiplantae, Streptophyta, Magnoliopsida, Ranunculales, Papaveraceae. Gene Ontology annotation, molecular function: nucleic acid binding; RNA-DNA hybrid ribonuclease activity. The transcript has 2 exons.